AUGGACUCCAUAAGAGGCUCACAAAAUUAUUUAACUAAAAGAGCCAUACAACACAUAUCAGAGUCAGUGUUUGUGGGACUGUGUCGUAAAGUGGGAACUUCACAACUGGUGGCCAUGAGAAGAGAUGUGAUGGACAUCAGGGAGAUGGUGGACAAUCAAGUGAGAUCAAGUGAUGACCACAGUAGCAUGAAGAGUGGAAGUGAAAGAGAAGGAUUCAGACUGGAAGGAUCAGAUCAUGACUUUAUGUACUGGCCAAAUGAUCACCGUGUGAUCUGGGAAUUAUCUCAGUCUCAGUAUUACAACACACACAGACAAACACUGGUCCUCUGUGACUGUUCUAAUAGUCCACCAGGAUUUACUUUGUUAUAUUUACUGUCACCAAGCACGGACACUGGAAUCCAGACAGCUUGUGUUCAAAUUAAUAACAGACAUUAUAUAUCUAGUUCUAAAUUCAUACAGUUCAUAUGCUCAGCAUUUAUAAGAACGUCAACUCGGCAUGGACCUUGUGCAAGUGGAACAUUCAGAACACUAGAAUAUGAUCAAGCCAUCUGUUUUGUUUGUGACUUUUGGCCUCCAUCUGCCUCCUCAUGGAUAGACAGAUGUCACUUUUGGCCCCAGCGUCAUGUUGUUGAUAAUAUAGUAAAACAAGGAUGUCACUUUGUAGCAAUUGGACAUAAGCUAGGAUGUCAUGAACACCUUGAAUGGAGAAUUUCUUUCUCUCUAGCAGAGCAAAAACUUGUGUAUACAAUGAACCACUGUCAGUUUUUGACAUACGGCUUGCUUAAAUUGUUCUUAACAGAAAUUAUUAACAAUGGACUUGGUGGUGAUGAUAAAUUACUGUGUUCAUAUCACAUGAAGACAGUGGUUUUCUGGGUGAUUCAACAAAAUGUAAUACCUCACUGGAGUCCACAAAAUCUCCUGGGGUGUUUCUGGGUCUGUUUUAAACUCAUCUUGAAAUGGGUUUAUGAGGGGUUCUGUCCUAACUUUUUCAUUCCAGAUAACAACAUGUUUCUGAGUAAAAUUCGUGGCGACAAACAACAUCAGCUCUUUAUAAGACUGUAUGGGUUGUAUGAGAAGGGUUUAGCAUUCCUGUUACACAGUCCCUCCAUUCGGUCUUGUAUUACAAAUGUUCUACAUAACCUCAGGCUCUCCAUCUGUACAGAUGAACAUACUCUGAUUUCUGAGGCUGGGUUUGAUAAAAACCUAUAUAAGGAAAUUCAGGAACAUGAAGCAUUACACAAAUCAAGCAUACAAAGUUAUAUGAGAUCUCUACAAACAAUAGAACAGAUGAUAGGUUCACCACUCCUGACACAGUAUCAAGUCAUGAUGCUACAGAGACUUACAGCUAAUGUCCUUAAUGAAACUGCUUUUAUAUUUCACAUUGAAACUUGCACACAUAAAAACAAACUGAUGUAUAGAUCUCAUAAAAUCUCCUGUCAAAUGCUGAAAUUAGCAACCAAGUUUGGUUGUAUUACUGACACGCUGUACAUAGCUAUGUAUUAUUACAAGACAUUUAGAUACAUGGAAGCUACAACUAUUAUGGAGAUGAUCGAGGUCAAGUUAGCACAGCUACAUGUGAUGUAUGGGUAUAAUGUAGAUAUAGAGAUGUAUACUGAGGCUGUAGGAGGACAGUCCUGGUCUACAAAGAUGAGACAGGCUGUAGCAAGGAAUAUCCGACUUGACAAUGAAAUCCAUUACAUCAAUGAAUUGAUACCAGAACAACAGUCUGCUCUACAGAAUUUCUGGCCUGUAUUAUACGUCCCACCCUAUAUACUGUUAUACAUGCUAGAGAUCUUGUGCUACAGACAUGUAGACACAAUGAGAGUACAAACAGCUCUAGAUAAUCUACAGACCCUAGUUCUCCAUGAUCAGGGACAGCUUAUACCUUUACAUCACAGAGACAUAUCGUGGCAGAUUCUGGGAAUCUGUCAACAGGUGACAGGGAACCUACAGGCUGCUCUAAACUCAUACCAACAAUCCCUCAGACAAGAACCAUACAACAAAAUACAAACAGCUACACAAAUGAGAAUAGAGCAGGGAGGGUUCUCUUUAUAAAAAUCAGUUAAAUAAAUGCAAAACAUUAAAAACAAAUUACCUGAGAGUGAUAAAGUCUCUUUAUAUCUUUAUUUAUGGUCUCUGAUUUAUUCUUUAAUUCAAAAUAUGCGGUCCAUGGAUAUCAAUGAGUUUCCGUAGCCCUGCUGUUCUUCAGCAGAUUUGUGGAAUAUUUAUCACAUCUUUAUUCCAAUGAAAAUGGUUGGUCUUAUUUUGUGUUAAUAACCAAUCCUGCUACCCAAAACAUGGAGAUAUUGUAAUAUCAUUGUUGAAUGUUAGGCUUUGAUGUAUUAUGAAGAUC
Saccostrea cuccullata (small rock oyster) is the source of this 2353-nucleotide messenger RNA. RefSeq lists its product as uncharacterized. The coding region runs from base 1 to 2055 and encodes 684 amino acids. The record is from RefSeq and is a predicted model, not a curated record. Gene Ontology annotation, molecular function: protein binding. NCBI's taxonomy places the organism in Eukaryota, Metazoa, Mollusca, Bivalvia, Ostreida, Ostreidae. The transcript has 2 exons.